AUGACACUUCCCAACUUCCUUCACGUAGGUGAGAACGGAAACCCUUCUCAACCGUUAAUCGUCGACAUCAACGCCGGUGGACUUGAUCCCCCGUCUCCGAAAAAGUCGCCUCAUAAACAAGACCCGCAGAGGGCAGCUCGUCGUGCAUUCGACCUGAUCAAACACCGUCUUGCAGAGCAAUGGCUGCAGGAACUUGACGACAAGAUCUGUGCUGGCAAGAUUGCAGCAAAAACAAAGGCGACAGGGGGUGUCAAAAUUGUCUGGAGCAAGAACCUGCAGGUAACCGCUGGUCGGGCGCGUUGGAGGAAGGAUUUGGACAAGAACAAGAUUUCUAGAGGAGAAGAGACAGAGGAGAGACAUGUCGCGAGUAUUGAACUUGCCGAGAAAGUCAUCGAUGAUGCAGAUCGGCUGAGGAACGUCGUUGCCCACGAGUUCUGUCAUCUAGCGACCUACAUGGUUAGUGGUGUCAAGAACAACCCUCAUGGAAAGGAGUUCAAAUACUGGGGAUCCCAGUGUUCCAAAGCUUUUCGCGACCAGAACAUCAUCGUCACGACCAAGCACUCGUAUGAAAUCAGCUACAAGUAUAUCUGGGAAUGCGUUGAAUGUGGCUAUGAAUACAAGCGGCAGUCGAAGUCGGUCGACAUCAAUCGGCAUUCGUGCGGAAUCUGCAAAGCACGCUUGGUUCAAACCAAGCCGGUUCCAAGGGCCGCGUCUGGAAAGGUGUCAGAGUACCAGCUUUUCGUCAAGGAGAAUUUCCGGAGGUUGAAAGCAGAGCAUUCCAACCUAACUCAUGGCGAGGUCAUGGAGAAGAUGGGCAAACUGUACAGAGAACGGAAGAAGGAAGCAGCCGUCACACAGCGCUCGAAUAUCGAUGCGCUCACUCACCAACUGGAUGUUGUAGUGCUAGAUGAUUGA
Messenger RNA from Eremomyces bilateralis CBS 781.70, 915 nucleotides. RefSeq lists its product as uncharacterized. Lineage: Eukaryota; Fungi; Ascomycota; Dothideomycetes; Eremomycetales; Eremomycetaceae. The record is from RefSeq and is a predicted model, not a curated record. The coding region runs from base 1 to 915 and encodes 304 amino acids. Gene Ontology annotation, cellular component: nucleus. The transcript is spliced from 3 exons.